Molecule: messenger RNA, 3736 nt
Organism: Salvelinus sp. IW2-2015
Lineage: Eukaryota; Metazoa; Chordata; Actinopteri; Salmoniformes; Salmonidae
Product: importin subunit alpha-6
Biological process (GO): NLS-bearing protein import into nucleus
Cellular component (GO): nucleus; nucleoplasm
Molecular function (GO): nuclear import signal receptor activity; protein binding
Source: RefSeq, a predicted model, not a curated record
AUACAAGACGCCAUAUUGCUCUCAGCUGGACUCGGGAGUUUGCGUGAAGGAAAUAAUAAUACCUAGCUACACCUAGGCGUUUCUGACAUUAUUCAUCUUAAAUGGACGAGAUGGCAAGCCCAGGGAAUGACCGAAUGAAGAGUUACAAGAACAAAGCGCUGAACCCACAGGAGAUGCGCCGGAGGAGAGAGGAGGAGGGGAUCCAACUCCGCAAACAGAAGAGAGAAGAGCAGCUGUUCAAGAGGAGGAAUGUGUGUGUGCCCUUGGGCGAUGAGUCUAUGUUAGAAUGCCCUAUCCAGGACCCCGACAUCAGCUCCACUGCACCAGUCUCAGGUGAAGGUGUCAUAACUCCAGAGAUGAUCCAGAUGAUCUUCUCUGAGGAUCCAGACCAGCAGCUGAUCGCCACACAGAAAUUCAGGAAGUUACUCUCCAAAGAGCCCAACCCUCCCAUCGAUGAGGUCAUUCUCACCCCAGGGGUCGUCAAUAAGUUUGUGGAGUUUCUCAAGAGGAGUGAGAACUGCACUCUUCAGUUUGAGGCAGCCUGGGCCCUGACCAACAUUGCCUCUGGGACCUUCCUGCACACCAAGGUGGUUAUCGAGACGGGAGCCGUGCCCAUCUUCAUCGAGCUGCUCAACUCGGACUACGAGGACGUCCAGGAGCAGGCCGUGUGGGCCCUGGGGAACAUCGCCGGGGACAACGCAGAGUGCAGAGACUACGUUCUCAACUGUGGCAUCCUGCCCUCCCUACAACAGCUGCUGGCUAAAUCCAACCGUCUCACCACAACUAGGAAUGCUGUAUGGGCUCUGUCUAACCUGUGUAGAGGGAAGAACCCCCCUAUAGAUGCCAACAUCUUCCCAGUGCUGAUAGAGAUUCUUCAGAAGGCAGAGUUCCGCACCAGGAAGGAAGCAGCGUGGGCUAUAACCAACGCUACCUCUGGGGGCACUCCUGAGCAGAUCAGGUACCUGGUUAGUCUGAACACCAUCAAGCCCAUGUGUGACCUGCUGACAGUGAUGGACAGUAAGAUAGUGCAGGUGUCACUGAACGGCCUGGAGAACAUCCUGAGACUGGGAGAGCAGGAGGCCAAGCAGAACGGCACUGGCAUCAAUCCUUACUGUGCCCUCAUAGAGGAAGCCUAUGGUCUGGACAAGAUAGAGUUCCUGCAGAGCCAUGAGAAUCAGGAGAUCUACCAGAAGGCUUUUGACCUGAUCGAGCACUACUUUGGUGUGGAGGAGGAGGACGCUAGCAUCGCCCCACAGGUGGACCAGAACCAAGGCCAGUUCAUCUUCCAGCAGCAGGACGGGCCCAUGGAGGGCUUCCAGCUCUAACCACCACUUGACCUUUGACCUUCACCCCUCUGAGUAUCUACUACUACUACCCCCCCCCCAUCACCCCAGAGAGUCCAGUCUCCAUAGGGCUGUUUUAGACCUGAACAGAUGACACUACCCCAUCUCUCCUCUCUCACUGGACACACCUGCUCUACCUCUCUCUCCAAAUCUUCCUCUCCUGCAAGGCUAGCCUUGCCCUGCCACAGCACCCUAUCUGGAAAGAGCAAGAGAGCGAGCACGAGAGAGAGAGCCUGACUGACUGAAAGACUGACUGAGGACAGCUCAUUCUUAGUGUUUGAGGACAGCUCAUUCUUUCUAUUGUAGACUAUACCGUCUGUGCAGUGGCAAGCCUAACAUGGUAGGCAUAGGAAAGAAAGAGUUGGCUAAUAUUUUGUCUUACUCCCUAAAAUGUUUUAUUUUAUUUUAUAAUUUCCUGUGAUAUUAUUAUUACGACACUGGUGUCUCAAUCGUCCUCCAUAUCUCCUUUUUAAAUGUGAAAUGACCUCUUCAGUCUUCAAAAAUAUAACAAAAGAUAUGAACACAUGAAGCAUUUGACUGAGGAUUCUCUGGAUUUCACCAGAUAGUCCAAACUAUCCCUACUAGUGUCCGGAAGAGGUUUAGUGACUGUAUCAGCUCAUUUCCUCACUUGUACCCUUUGACCAGAGCUGAGAGAACGGUAGGCUACAGACAGCCUACUGUUUUCAUUGGGAGGAUGUCAAGAUGAUAAUGAUGAUGUGUGUAUUCCAGUGACAUAUUAUUUAAGUUGGAAAGCAGCUGCACAUCUCUUUCUCUGGGGUCUCUCUUCAGUGUUGAAAUGGACUAUGGUUGACCUGGAGAUUCCUAAUCUUAUUUAUUCCGUUGAAAUGUCUUUCUGCUAAUUUGAGAGAAAGAUGGUCAAAAACUGUCAUUAUCAUCUUCUCUCCACUCCUUGGCCCUGGCUGCAAUAUUAACGUUAGAAUAACAUCAGGACACCAGUUGCAUCGAACUGACUGCAGUAAUGUAGAUGCAUUGUGUAGGGCAGCACUGCAUGUAACUUGCUGCAUUAGUCAGCAUAGCGUUUAGCCAGGCUUAUGCUUAUCUGUAACAACGUUACGGUAGGAUUGACACAACGUUAGGGCAACGUUGAGGAGUGUUCUGCUUGUGUGAGUGCUCCUUAUUGAAGCGCCGCCAGCAGGCCACAGUACAGGACCAGACGGGUUAGGUUCAGUGACUAGCGUCUGUCGUGUGAUGCAGUGUCUGUAACAAUCUCCAGGUGAAUAAAAACACAGGCUCUCAGAGUUCUUUUGUAGUUUUUUCCUUCAUCUCACCAUGAGUUAUUAUGAUGUCAUGACUUAUUUGUUUUGCUGCAGUCUUUUUGUUUAAUUGGUGGUGGUUAACUUUGCAUUGGACUUAACGCUAUUGGACGUUGAUAGAAAAUGCUCAGUUGAACUCUAGUGCUUUGUAUAUUAUAUAUACAUGUAAGAAAUGAUAUAGGGGAAAGAAAUACCUACUAAUUGGAAGGGGUGAUUUUAUUAAUUGCAGUAUAAUGUGUUUUCUGACAGAUGCAGUAGUGUUGUACUUAUGGUUGAGUCUUUGCACACUUACCUGUUGCUGCUUUAUUCUGAUCUUCUGUUGGUCAUGUGUUUGUCUCCUCUGGUUCCCAUCAUUUUUAGAACAGCUUCUAGAAAAUGUUUUGUUUUGAACGGCUUCCAGAACAUGUUUUGUUUAGAACUCCUUACGUUUUUUAAAUCUUUUUGUAAAAACUUUACAUGAACUCUUGAUUGGUGGAGGGAACCCAACCUGGCUAUACUGAACUGCUGAGCUUUUAUUAGUGUGUGUGUGUGACUACAAGCACAGUAUUUCAGCAUUCUACUUUUCUUUUAGUUUUAAACUCAUCACUCCUGAAUCCUGGCUCCUUACUUUUGGCAUGUUAUGUUUUUGAAAAUUGUAGAUGCUGUAUACAUUUUGAGUACCAUAUUAAUUGAUCCUACGACUUGGAAAUUAUAUAUAUAUUUACUUGAGAUGGAAACAGUUUGUAGUGCUACAUUUUGUCAUGCACAUUCAACAAUUUAUAGUUUUCUAGUAUUUCUCAUGUUUGUACGAUUGGAUGAUAUUAUUUUUAUGUUUUAGGUUGAUUUAUUUGUCCUUCAUUUGGGAAUUGUUUUGUUUUGGUUCUGAAACCGAGGCUAAAAGAACUGCUGUGGUAUUCUGUUCAGAAUCCUCUAGUUUAGGUGGUUACCAUAUCAUGUCGCCGUUGUGGUUCUGUUUACUUUAACCCAAUGGACCACAGAGGGCUGUGUGUGAAGCUGGACUCAACAGCUCCUCUCUGUGUUACUCAUGGAGCUGUUGUCUGGCUCUCUUUUGAUGGGUUAAUGUGGACUGUAAAAUAUUGAAGAAUAAAGAAAUGAAAUAAAAUGAUCUGUUAUACAAGG